AUGGCUGUGGUUUGGGGGCUUUCUCUCUCGGUGCUUCUUCUGUCCCUGCACACUCCGAGUCAAGCUUCUCCUUCCUGCCCUGUUCGCUGUCGCUGCUACAGCCUUACUGUGGAGUGUGGGUCCACUAGCCUUAGGGACGUUCCCAAACACAUUCCUCCAUCCACACAGACCAUCUUCCUCCAGGACAAUGUGAUUGGUCAGAUCCGUCGACAGGACCUCAUUCUGCUGCAGCACCUUCACUACUUGUACCUGCAGAACAACACCAUCUCGGCAGUGGAGCCUGGCUCUUUCCAGAACCAGGGUCAGUUGCUGGAGCUGGCUCUGAACGGGAACAGGGUCCACCUGGUGACAGCUGACAUGUUUCAGGGACUUGAACAUCUCCGCAUUCUUUACUUGGCAGGAAAUUACAUCACACGCCUACUGGACUACACCUUCCGUGGUUUACAACGCCUGCAGGAGCUCCAUUUGCAGCACAACAAUAUAGAGAUUUUAGCAGACCAAGCUCUAGUUGGUUUGACUUCUCUGGCUCUGCUGGAUCUGAGUAGGAACAAUCUCCACACCAUUGGCCCUGCGUCCCUGCGACCUCUGGUCAGCCUACAGGUGCUGCGCAUCACAGACAACCCAUGGCGCUGUGACUGUGCUCUCCACUGGCUUAGGAGCUGGAUUGAUGAGGAGGGCCAGCGGCUGCUCAGCUCUGCAGAACGUCGACUGGUCUGCACCGAGCCGCCGCGCCUCUCUCACCUCAGCCUGGUGGAGGUCCCCCUGAAUAGCUUGGUGUGUAUCCCUCCACUGGUGCAGCUGGAGCCCAGGAGGCUAGCUGUGCGCCUGGGAGAGAGCCUCAGGGUGUCUUGCCAUGCCUCUGGUUACCCACGGCCACAGGUGACCUGGAGGAAGGCGUCCCAGGGUAAAGUGGUACUUUCUCCCAGAGGCCUGGUUCAGGAGCUGGGUGCAGGAGGAGGUGGAAUUAAUGGAGGAGAGGAACCUUCAGAGGAAGGCAGAGUUGGUCUGCAGAAGACUGACGCCGAUCGCUUUGACCCCGACACUGGCAGUGGCAUGCUGUUUCUCAGUAAUGUGACAGUGGCUCAUGCAGGUUUCUAUGAAUGUGAAGCCUGGAACGCAGGGGGUGUGGCCAGGGUGACUUUUCAGCUCGCCAUCAACUCAUCCACUUCAUCUUCCUCCUCUUCUUCCUCCAUCUGGGCCUCAUGGUCGCAGGUGUCCUUGCCAUACUCACCCUCCUGGCCCAGGCUGAGGGGCCAAGGUCCUGCUAUGGGCUCAGAUGUUAGCCGGGAGCCCCUGUAUGCACUAGGCAGCAUGGCCUUCAGCGCUCUGGGAGCUGCCACUCAAACUGCUAUAGCUGUGGGCAUCUCCCUGCUGGCUCUGACCGCUCUGCUGCUGGUCGCCAUGAUCUACAGCCGACAUCGACAACGAGAGAAGGAAGCUGAUGGAGCUGAGAAGGAGGAGAGCAUCCUGUACGUUAAUGACUACUCUGAUGGCCCCACCACCUUUGCCCAGCUGGAGGAAUAUCGUGAUGAGCGCGGCCAUGAGAUGUACGUCCUCAACAGGUCCAAGCCUGUGCUACCUCCUGCUCCACCCACAGCUGUUUCCACCACUAACCUGGGUUGCCUCGCUCCAUCUGACACCUCCAGCCAGACCCUCUCCUCUGGGCCUUGCCAGACCAUGAGUCCCACUCUGGCCCCCAACAAAAAGCUGCAACAGCAGCAGGACGGGGACAUACGGACCAUGAGGAGGAUGGCGGGGGAGGGAGGGGAAGCCAAGCCUGUGAUCACAUCAGAGGCAGAAGGGAUGUAUCUUAAUCACACAGGCCUGUUCAUGGACUCACAGAUAGCCUAUGAGAUCCACUGCUGA
Molecule: messenger RNA, 1866 nt
Organism: Anoplopoma fimbria (sablefish)
Lineage: Eukaryota; Metazoa; Chordata; Actinopteri; Perciformes; Anoplopomatidae
Product: leucine-rich repeat-containing protein 24-like
Exons: 7
Coding region: 1-1866 (621 amino acids)
Molecular function (GO): protein binding
Source: RefSeq, a predicted model, not a curated record